Messenger RNA from Daphnia pulicaria, 2051 nucleotides. RefSeq names its product angiotensin-converting enzyme-like. Gene Ontology annotation, cellular component: plasma membrane. The transcript has 11 exons. The record is from RefSeq and is a predicted model, not a curated record. Gene Ontology annotation, biological process: proteolysis. Gene Ontology annotation, molecular function: peptidyl-dipeptidase activity; metallopeptidase activity. NCBI's taxonomy places the organism in Eukaryota, Metazoa, Arthropoda, Branchiopoda, Diplostraca, Daphniidae. Bases 63 to 1907 code for a protein of 614 amino acids.
GUGUCACCGAAGCGGUGGCCGACAGUCGGCCUGGUUCCUCUCUCCGGAGCGGUUGCAAGGGCAUGGAUCAUCGAUUAGCUCUGUUCCACUUAGUGCUCCUUUUCUUAGUCACUUGUCAGGUGUCACCAUCCCCAAAAAAUCAACAACUCGAAGAUUAUCGUAAUUCAGCUGACAAAUGGUUAUCAAAAGUUAACCAAAAGCUCGAGAAAGCGGCAAAUAGGCAUGCGACUUUAUCGUGGCAAAUUCACACCAACAGAACGACAUUAGCCGUUAAAGAAUUGAGUAGAGAAGAGCGAUCCCGAUCGAAAUUCAAUGCCAAAUUAUGUGAGGAACGGAAGAGAUGGGCUGUAGGACUAUUAAGUCGAAGACAACAGAGAAUGAUGGCUCGAUUAUGCCAUGGAACACGAUUAAAUGAAGAACAAACUAAAAUGUUGGUAGAAACUUCGUCACGAUUGCAAGCAAUCUAUUCCGAAGCAGUCGUCAACGUGGCCGGUUACAAUUACACUGGCGAAAGUGAGAUUAAAGACGUCAUGGCCAAAACCCGAGAUUAUUCCACUUUACUUGAAGCUUGGUCCGGUUGGCGAAAUGCUGUUGGGCCGCCAUCUAAGCAAUUAUUUAGUCGCAUGAUUGAAAUCAACAACUUGGGGGUCCAAUCAGCAGGUUUUCACGAUACAAGUGAAACAUGGAAGAAUGAACUGGGAAUCAGUAACUUGGAAAAAAUUGUGGAUGAUCUAUAUGCAACAAUUCAACCUUUAUACGUUCAGCUGCAUGCAUUUGUUAGAGGUCGCUUGGCUGCCAUCGACAAAACAGGAGUGGUUCAUUCAGAUCGUCCUUUGCCCGCUCAUGUUUUAGGAAAUAUGUGGGCGCAAAACUGGGAACCGAUUUUACCACAGUUGCUACCAACCGCAGCGCUUUCGGGAGGGGAAGAUGCCACACAAGUUUUGCGCAGGCGCUAUUCAUCAUUCAACCAACUGGUGGAAGUGGCGCAAGAUUUUUUCCUAUCGUUAGGCUUUCAACCACUUCCGCCCACUUUUUGGACUCGCUCGCAGUUUGUUCGACCUAAUGAUGGUCGGAAACCAGUUUGUCACGGUUCCGCCACGGAUUUCUACUCUCAGGAAGACGUUAGACUUUUGAUGUGCGGGAAAAUUAACGAAGAUGAUUUCUACACCCUUCAUCAUGAAAUGGGCCAUUUAUAUUACUUUUUAACUUAUAGCCAUCAGCCAUUUCUCUUUCGUUCUGGGGCUAGCUCUGCUUUCCACGAAGCAAUUGGGGACACUAUUAUUUACGCAGCAAUGGCGACAAAGCAUCGUCAUAGGCUUGGAUUUGUGAGUACAGGCAACAAAACUAACCCCAAAGAUCUAGAUAUUAUCAAUCUUCUGCGGCAAGCUUUAGUGAAAAUACCAAUAUUACCAUUUAGUUUAGCCUUGGAAAAAUGGCGUUGGGGUGUCAUGGCAGGUCAAAUAAAACCAAAUCAAUAUAAUCAAGCUUGGUGGAAUCUUAAACUUAAAUAUCAAGGAAUAGUUCCUCCGAUCGAGCGCUCCGAAAAAGAUUUUGAUCCCGCAAGCAAAUUUCACAUAAUUAGUAACACCCCUUACAUAAGGUAUUUUCUGAGUAGCGUCCUUCAAGUGCAAAUUUUCCAAGCUCUGUGUGAAGCCAGUGGUCAAGGACCUCGUUUUGGAAAGCCACUCAACCAAUGCGACAUUUAUGGAUCGAUCGAAGCCGGCAACCGCCUCAGAGAGAUGAUGUCGUUGGGUAGUAGUCAUCCCUGGAAUGUGGCACUCAAAGUCCUUACCCUCGAAGAAAAUCCAAAAAUUGAUGCGCAACCGUUGAUGGACUACUACCAACCACUGCACGAGUGGUUGGUGAUUGAAAAUCGUAGAUUAAAUUACACAAUCGGAUUUGAUUAAGCAUUUUCAUUUCCAAAUAAUGAUCUAAAUAUUUGUGUUUUGAUGUCAAAAUCACUUCGAUUAGUCCGUAUAGGUUGCAACAAUGAAUGCGUUACACAUUACCGGUGAUCGUCUUCUAAAAUACACACAAGUUCAUCAAUGUCA